This is a messenger RNA of Asparagus officinalis (garden asparagus), 1210 nucleotides long. RefSeq lists its product as uncharacterized. NCBI's taxonomy places the organism in Eukaryota, Viridiplantae, Streptophyta, Magnoliopsida, Asparagales, Asparagaceae. Bases 112 to 873 code for a protein of 253 amino acids. Gene Ontology annotation, cellular component: SNARE complex; endoplasmic reticulum. Gene Ontology annotation, molecular function: SNAP receptor activity. The transcript is spliced from 8 exons. Gene Ontology annotation, biological process: retrograde vesicle-mediated transport, Golgi to endoplasmic reticulum. The record is from RefSeq and is a predicted model, not a curated record.
GCAGAAAGCCAGGCCCAAAUCUACCCCUCUCUGCCCCGAGGGAAUCUGCAGAUCGCCGAUCGAAGUCUCUCACAUUCCUUUCGUUUCUGUGUUUCUCAGAUCAAGGUCACAAUGGAUGAGGUUGUAGUGGCAGUCGACAAUGCCAAAAAGGAGUGGGAUCAAACAUUUGUCCAGACUCAAGAACAUGUGAGAGCAAUUGAGAGUUGCGGAAAAUCCGGAAAAGGGACAGAGGAAGCGAAUUCGCUUCCUAGAUUGAAUGGUGCUGCGCAGGACGGAAUGGCGGUGCUCAGGUCAUUGCAGUUUAAGCUUGACCUUUUAGCCCAACAACUUCCCACAGAAGAGGAGGUGCAGUCUGCCAAUGCAAUUUUGAAGUCAUGGAAGGAACAGUAUCAGAGUUUGCAUAUGAGCUUGAGGAAUGCCAACUUGCAAGCAAAAUCGAAUAUCCAGAAAGCUGCACGGGAAGAGAGGGAGCUGCUUUUAGGAGGUGGUGAAGAGUCUACAAUUCGUAGACGUAAUUUACAGACGAAGGCUGGGAUGACAUCUGCUGCAGAAAGCAUUACUGAGAGCCUUCGACGUACUCGUCAAUUGAUGGUUCAGGAGGUUGAAAGAAGUGCAAGUACAUUGGAAACUUUUGAUCAAUCAACAAGUGUCUUAAAGAAAGCUGAGAGUGAGUACAAAGGACAUCGGUCUUUGCUGAUGCGUACUAGGAGAUUGCUCUCCACAAUGCGCCGUCAGGACGUCUUAGACAGGGUGAUUAUGGUGAUUGGAUUUCUUGUAUUCAUAUCCGCUGUGCUCUAUGUUGUAUCAAAACGGGUUGGCUUGCUAACGUUACAAAGAAAAGUUCUGGGCUUGCCAUUAAAUCGGGAUCAAUAGGCCGUGAACAUUUGGAUGGCCUAAAUCGUUUUCAAGCUAAUAAUGCAGAGGUUAUUCAUCAUCUAAAUGAUGAACUCUGAAUCAUUUUAAUUGCUGCUGUCUCCGCUUGUAUCUCCUGUAUAGCCUCAUUUAUGUUAGGUUGGUUCUUUUGCUGAGAAUAGAGAGUUUAUGCUGGUUUUCUACUUGAAGAGUGCUCAAUUUGUACGAGAGAGUUUCUUUCUCGCUUUUUUAUUUUUAUCUGUAUCUUUAUCUUUCUUCUAGCCUGUUUGGUUGGCGAAAAAACACAAGAAAACAACAUUAUGAGAAACCUAUUUCUAUGAACUUCUCUUUUUCUUUA